AUUUUUCAUGAAUAGGUAAGUGAAAGCAAAAAUAGUUUCGUAUCAAUUUUUGUUUUAUUUAAAAAAAACAAAUACGUAUUUCCAGACAAAGCAAUAAUAAUUUAAUGGUUUACACAUUAGAAUACUGAAUGGUAACUCCGAACAAUGUAUGGCAUUUAAUAAUGCUAUAGUUCUUAAAACGUAUUUAUUGGGAUUCCACGUGUUAAUUAUUGAGGAUAAUUAUCCAUUAUACACUUAUUUACUACACAUAUAACGCAGUAAAAAUAAAUAAACUCCUUUUUCGCUGAGUUAUUAUUUAAUAGCAAUAAGUAUAUAAUUUAAUUUUGUAAGGAUGUUUUUUUAAUCUGUUCGUGGUUUUUUUUGCUAUUAUAAUGUGGUUUUAUUAAAUUGUUUGAUAAGUUAUGUUGAAUGUUGUCUUCUACAGGUCGGUUGAUAUUAUGUUGAUUGUAGAUUGGACAUUGUAGCCGACACAAUGGCCAUGUGGUGAGGUUAUAAUUGAUUGGCAGAGAGCCGCGAGAUAAUGGCAUUCUUGCGGCCGCCAUGCGGUACCUAAGGCAGCCGCAGCAUCCAUGCCACACCUGCCCGCCUGCCCUUACAGCCAAGCAUUUACCUGUGUAAGGUAAACUCAUUUCGUGAUUAACCAAUGACAAGAAUUAACAUUCCAAGCCAUUUCAAAAUUCUAAUUCAUGUUAAUUUAACCACAAUGACAUUAACAAAACACUCGAAGAUCUGAUUUUUCUUACAUAUACAUAUUUUUUGCAGCUUUAUUUUGGAUAUUCAUUUCAAAAAGUUAACAAGCUUUGUUAUUCAUGUUGAAAGUACUUACAUACUAAUAUGGUUCCAAAAAAAAAGAAAAAAAAUCUACAAAAGACUAGGCUUUUUCUAGUGUUUUACUCCCAUUAUUUAUAUGUUAGCUUUGAAUGGACAUACAAUGGCAAAUAAAUAAAAUAUAAAUACUUUAUUUUAGAUAUUCCAGAUUAAACAGCUUUGUCGAUAUGUUAUUUUAGUUACAAAUACAAGUUUGGUUUUCAUUGCAUAUAUCUUCUUUUUUGUAUCCUAAGUUGUAUUUCCUGCUGGCCUGGAAAUCAGUAGUCAAACUCUUCUAUUUCUGGAUGUUCUGUGGUGGAUGGGUGAGGUCGGGGGUGGGGUCUUGGGUGUGGGUGUGGGUGGGGUCUUGGAUGAGGAUGUGGAUGGGGCCUUGGUUCAGGUUCAUCAGUUGGUUUUGGGUGAGGGCGUGGGUGGGGUCUUGGAUGAGGAUGUGGAUGGGGCCUUGGUUCAGGUUCAUCAGUUGGUUUUGGGUGAGGGUGUGGGUGGGGUCUUGGAUGAGGAUGUGGAUGGGGCCUUGGUUCAGGUUCAUCAGUUGGUUUUGGGUGAGGGUGUGGGUGGGGUCUUGGAUGAGGAUGUGGAUGGGGCCUUGGUUCCGGUUCAUCAGUUGGUUUUGGGUGAGGGUGUGGGUGGGGUCUUGGAUGAGGAUGUGGAUGGGGCCUUGGUUCAGGUUCAUCAGUUGGUUUUGGGUGAGGGUGUGGGUGGGGUCUUGGAUGAGGAUGUGGAUGGGGCCUUGGUUCAGGUUCAUCAGUUGGUUUUGGGUGAGGUCUCGGAUGGGGAUGUGGUUUUGGUUUAGGUUCGGGUUCUUCUGUUGGGCGAGGAUGAGGAUGAGGACGUGGACGGAAAUAAUCCUCUUCUGACUCUUCCUCGUCAUCUAAGCCUGGGAACUCAUGUUCUUCGUCAUCUUCUUCAGAACUUAGAAUUUCUAUUUCGCCAAGGAUAGCCUGUAGAUUCUUGUCCUGUCUCAGGACGUCUAAUUCUUCAGAUGGAAAGGCAAGAGCUAUCGCUGGCCAGAGGAUGGCCAGGGCAGCUAUUACU
Molecule: messenger RNA, 1863 nt
Organism: Nezara viridula (southern green stink bug)
Lineage: Eukaryota; Metazoa; Arthropoda; Insecta; Hemiptera; Pentatomidae
Source: the annotation of a GenBank genome assembly